UUUCUUUUUCAGAUAGAGUCAGGACGCUCACAAAUUAAAUAACAGAUCGUUCCCUGACGAUAAGCACCCGCCUUGGAAGGCUAAGAGUCACAGACAAUCUCCCAGGGUAUUAUUCUUACUGCGAACUCUACCACGCAUAAUCAUUCCAAUAUCAGGAUCCCCACCACACCUUCAGGCCCGGACCCUUCCCAUCCACCCAUCAUCGCCCAUUGACACCCAACCGAAACUUGUCACCAUGUCGACACAGAAGGCGUCUGCGGCUCCAACCCAGACAGUAGGACCAGACUACCGACCAGAGUCGCAAAAGCCCAAAGCAACCGUCUCGAAAGAGCCCACCCAGAACAAUGUCACCGUCCUCCCCCAGACUCCCCAGCUCAUCGCCCUCCUCACGAAAAUCCGUGAUAAGAACACGGACCGUGGCGACUUUAUCUUCCACUCUAACAGGAUCAUACGGCUGCUCGUGGAAGAGGGGUUGAACCACCUACCUACGACGGCCCACACCGUGGUGACGCCCACGGGCCAGCACUACGAUGGACUCUCCUUCCAAGGCAAGAUCUGUGGCGUUUCGAUCAUGCGCGCCGGCGAGUCCAUGGAGCAGGGUCUGCGAGAGUGCUGUCGUUCGGUGCGCAUCGGCAAGAUCCUGAUCCAGAGGGACGAGGAGACGUGCCAGCCGAAGCUCUUCUACUCCAAGAUCCCGGAGGACAUCGCCGACCGGUGGGUGCUGUUGCUGGAUCCUAUGUUUGCUACGGGCGGCUCUGCGAUCAUGGCCGUGGAUGUUCUCAAGGAGCGUGGUGUUGCUGAGGAGAGAAUCUUGUUCUUGAACCUCAUUUCCAGCCCAGAGGGCAUUGAGAGAUUCUCGUCCAAAUUUCCGAAGCUGCACGUUAUCACGGCAUUUAUCGACCAGGGACUCGAUGAGAAGAACUACAUCGUUCCCGGACUCGGCGACUUCGGCGACAGAUUUUUUACCAUUUAAAAGACCAUCGCGUCCAUCGUAAAGGAUCUCAAGCCUCCCCGUCCCAAGCGGUGCAGUCUGUCCACCUACUGAGAUCGACGACCGUGGCCGACGAACAUAGUGUCGUUCGCCUCCCUAUCAGUGCAGAGUCUAGUAUUUGGCACUGGAUACGCCUUCAGUGGUGGCAGUAUCCACCCACCGGGCUUGAAGCACUGAUAAUAAGCCCAGGUAUGCUUUUGUUGUUCAAAGUCAGGGCAAAAGCGUGAUUGCUUAUGUAGGUAGCAAGACGCACAUUAUGGCCAGCUUCAAGAACAUGGCCCACGUCUCUCUGGCAGAACCACAUGAAUCCAUAUUGUUAUCCCUUGCUUGCCAGCCGAACGCAUCUCCGUCUCAGUCUUCAAUGUCGUCGCCCACGAUGUCGUCACCCUCGUAGCCCCCGUCGCUAAGGUCGGCGUCGUCACGGAUCUUUUUGGCCUGAGAGCGCGAGGCAGACGUUUCGAGACUACCAAGCUCCGGUCCCUGGCCACUCUGUGCUGCCAACUCAGCGGCAUCGACCCAGUCUGCGUAGACAUCCACAGCGGCCGAGAGAUAGUUUAUAGAGGUGGUGUAGCGCUGUCCGCAGACCUUGCACUCCAGAUUCCCUUGACCGAGUUUCUUCUCGAGCUUGACGUUGACAGAUUUCUCGUGGUUACAGAAGAGACAGCUGAAGACGGUGGGGAGGGGGUCACUCUUCUUUGGGCCCAUGGGCUUGCGGGAACUCUUCUUGCGCUUGCCCAUUAUCGCAACGAUUUCAGGAGGUAUUUGAUAUGGUGAAGAGUGCAGUUGCAGUAUGAUAGAAGAUAAAGAGCCUCUUUCUUGUGGUGGUGG
This is a messenger RNA of Cryphonectria parasitica EP155, 1819 nucleotides long. RefSeq lists its product as uncharacterized. NCBI's taxonomy places the organism in Eukaryota, Fungi, Ascomycota, Sordariomycetes, Diaporthales, Cryphonectriaceae. The record is from RefSeq and is a predicted model, not a curated record. The coding region runs from base 236 to 973 and encodes 245 amino acids. The transcript is spliced from 8 exons.